AUGAAAGUUUUCCUUUCGCUCCGUCCUGAAACAAUGCUGCCCAAACUGUUUAAUUUACAUCCUCAACAGCGCAACAAAAAGGCCGGCACUGACAUGCGCAGACACACCGAAAGGCUAGUGUCUAAGCAUGCAGCAGCCGCGGCGCGUCGCAGCAAAAAGAACGAAUUAUAUAUAGGAGGCGCCACACGAGCAGCAUUUAAAAGUAUGAGAAUAUUUUCACAAAAAGCCACACAUUCAACUCCCGGCACAUUCAUUUUAUGA
Leptosia nina is the source of this 261-nucleotide messenger RNA. The record is from the annotation of a GenBank genome assembly. Lineage: Eukaryota; Metazoa; Arthropoda; Insecta; Lepidoptera; Pieridae.